AUGGUUGACACCAUCGACGAGACUCAAACAACAAUUGAAAUUCUGUCGGAUUUGUUGAUUGGACAGGGUCCUGAUCCUCUUCUUGAGUUGGUCAAUUUUUCUUAUCCGGACUUAGUGGCGAACUUGGAAAAUGAUUCGUACUUUCAGGAAAGAGUGAUUCUCGCUCCUACACUCGAGAGCGUCGAGCACGUCAACAACUACACGCUGUCAAAGCUUCCUGGUGUCGAGAGAGAGUACUUGAGCUACGAUACCCCGUGUAGAUCGGAUGAGGAUUCUGAGGUUCACGCGGAGUGGUUCACCUAUGAGUUUUUAAACGACGUUCAGUGCUCGGGAAUUCCAAACCACAGACUGAUAUUAAAAGUUGGAGUUCUGAUCAUGCUUCUACGAAACAUAGACCAAGCAGCCGGUCUGUGUAAUGGGACCCUGUUUAGAGUCACUCAUCUUACUCAGUAUAUAAUUGUUGCGACUGUUUUAUCAGGAAUCAGGCUGGGUAAAAAUGAGUACAUUCCGAGGAUAACCUUAACGCCUUCUGACUCUGGUCUUCCCUUCAAGUUCUCUCGAAGGCAGUUCCCGGUGACUUUAUGCUUUGCGAUGACUAUAAACAAGAGUCAGGGCCAGUCCCUUUCUCAUGUCGGUUUCUACCUUCCGAGGCCUGUGUUUACUCAUGGACAACUGUAUGUCGCUCUCUCAAGGGUGAAAUCUAGAAAAUGCCUGAAGGUACUCAUUGUGGAUGAGCAAGGGGUAGUUUCGAGCUCCACGCGCAAUGUUGUCUACAAAGAAGUUUUUGAGAACGUGUGA
Messenger RNA from Lotus japonicus, 798 nucleotides. RefSeq lists its product as uncharacterized. NCBI's taxonomy places the organism in Eukaryota, Viridiplantae, Streptophyta, Magnoliopsida, Fabales, Fabaceae. The coding region runs from base 1 to 798 and encodes 265 amino acids. The transcript has a single exon. The record is from RefSeq and is a predicted model, not a curated record.